Schistocerca nitens (vagrant locust) is the source of this 1975-nucleotide messenger RNA. Its product is annotated as checkpoint protein HUS1-like. Gene Ontology annotation, biological process: mitotic intra-S DNA damage checkpoint signaling; telomere maintenance; mitotic DNA replication checkpoint signaling. The coding region runs from base 95 to 925 and encodes 276 amino acids. The transcript is spliced from 6 exons. The record is from RefSeq and is a predicted model, not a curated record. Gene Ontology annotation, cellular component: checkpoint clamp complex; site of double-strand break; nucleolus. Lineage: Eukaryota; Metazoa; Arthropoda; Insecta; Orthoptera; Acrididae.
CCAACUGAAGCGGGUGUUCAAAGUAUCAUGAAGGUUAUGUUUACUUUCGAUAAUGGCUGAAAGUGCGCACUAAUAUACGAAACACACAAGAAAUAUGAAGUUCAGGGGUAAGAUGACGGAGGUGUUAUGUAUAAAGCAGUUUUCAAAUAUAAUCGGAGCCUUGGCGAAACUGGCGAAAGACUGGAAGUUGCGAAUAACACCGGACAAGAUAUUUUUCACUGUGUCGGAUGGUUCAACUCUGGAGCGACCAUUGGCAUAUUGUAUUAUAGAACAGGCCCAUUUCUUCAACGAGUAUACAGUGGUCGGUGUCUCCAACACACACAAUAUGAUAUGUUUAAUUUUUUCGCCAGACCUACUGGCGCGGGCUACGGCCAACUUGAGGACAUCAGCGAGUACUAAAUCAGUGAAAAUGAAACUGACCAACAAAAUGUCACCUUGCCUCACUUUUGAGAUAGAAUCGGGACAAUCACGGCUUUGUGUACACGACAUUCCUGUGACUGUUGUCCCACGGAGACAGUGGGGGAGCCUUGAAGACCCUGUCCUGCCAACUUUUGAUGUUAGUAUAGAUUUCCCAAAUUUCAGGAUUUUGCGAACAAUAGCAGAACGUAUGCGUAACAUCAACUUGUAUUUGGAGGUUGGGGCCAACUCGCUGGGAACACUUGUAAUUGAAACACGAACAGAUAUUGUCAGACUAAGGACUCAAUUCAGUGAUCUCAAUAUAAACAGCACAGCAAAUGCAUUGCCUGAUCCAGAAAAGAUUCGAUCAGUGAGAGUGGACGUCCGAAAAUUUGUACAAGUUCUGGCUAGUGAACAGUUGCACCCAAACAAAAUGCAGUGUGAUAUAGCUGAUGGCCGCUUGUUGCACCUCUUAGUCAUACAUGAGGAUGUGACUUUGCAUUACUUCUUGUCACAUUAUGACAGCUGAGAUAUGGAAGUAACGCGUCUUCCUUCCUCAAGUAGGGGGGGGGGGGGGGAGGGGGAGAGGGAGAGAGAGAGAGAGAGAGAGAGAGAGAGAGAGAGAGAGAGAGUUGUUGGAUCACACAUCUAUCAGAGUCAUGAUUAUGGUGGAUAGACUACAGUGGGAUAGUAACUUGCUGAUGUGUGAAAAUGCGUUUCCUAAUAAUCUACACAGAAAAGUUUGUCUGCCUGUGGGCAGUAAUUGACAUGUACAGAAAGAAUGUUUGAGUGCGUGGAAAGAAAACAGCAGCUAAUAUACAAAUGUUAUUAUUUCAGAUGAUACAAGUAAAAGGUUUCUUUGCUGCUCAUGCUAGAAGUGAUGAUGUAACACAAAUAUAUUCUUCCUGAGAGAAUAUGAUUGUGAAAUAGAUUGUACUGAAAUAGUUCUGUCAUAGUGGCAUAACAGUAUCAGUUACCUUGUUCUACAUUACCUAUUAUUAUUACUACUCCUGCUGCUGCUGCUGCUGCUACUACUACUACUACUACUACUACUACUACAGUCAAGGAGUACAUGAAGUUUGUUAUACAUUUUUCAUUAUUCACUGGUGUCAGCUUUAUUAUCAACCAUAUAACAAAAUUUUUGUUUAUGUGUGCAUAUACACAGCAUAUACGUAUCAGCAUAUGCUGAUACAUAUAGCUUCUUAGUAAUAUAUUAUUGAUUCUGUAUUAUCUGUAUUAAAUGUGUUGUCUUACUAAGUUUUUGGUUAUUGUGCUCAUUGAGUAGAACAUCAACAAUAUCAGGAAUACACAUAUUGGAUUAUGUUGGUACCAUUCCAAGCUAAGUUACAAAUAAAAUGCGCUAUACAGGGUGUCUCACCUAACUCUGCCACCUCAAAUAUCUCUGGAACAACAAUAGAUAUUCAAAAACGGUUUUCACCAGCAUGAUCGUAUGGCAGGGACUUAGGAAACCAAAUACUAUGCAAAAUUUUAAAACGUAAACAAAUACUGUUUUCAACACGAACUUGUGUAUUUUCAAAUGGACACCCCCUAUUAUUUCAUAUGCAGUCAAUAGCAUGAA